UGCGAUUCUCACCGUCACUGAAUCAUCAUCGUCUGAUCUUCCCUCCUCUCUGUCUCUCAAUCUCUAAUGGCGUCUCGAGGCGGUAUCCUAUCGAAGUUUUCAAACGCCGUCUCCCAAUCUCCGAUUGUCUACCGAGGAAAGCGAGCGGCUUCUGACGUAGGUUACGUGGCGAAUCGCCUCCUAGAAUCCACCAAAAAAGCUGCUUGGAUCGCUGGUACGACCUUCCUUAUUCUGAUCGUCCCUCUCAUCAUCGAAAUGGAUCGCGAACAGCAGCUUAACGAACUCGAUAUGCAACAGGCUAGUCUUCUUGGAACUCCUUCCCUCGGCUCCACCGCAGGCCCAUUAAAUUGAUUUGUUUUUCAUUCAAUUGCGAAUAUUCGAAUCGGUUCUUGCAAUUUGAGGCUUCUUGUUGGAUUUGGGGUUUAGGGUUUUAUUAUAUGUUGAUGAAAUUAGUAACAUGAUCAUGUGUUAUGGUAUAACAUUUUAAGUAUAGUUACUGUUAUGUUAUUAGUGUA
Messenger RNA from Impatiens glandulifera, 515 nucleotides. Its product is annotated as mitochondrial import receptor subunit TOM9-2-like. Lineage: Eukaryota; Viridiplantae; Streptophyta; Magnoliopsida; Ericales; Balsaminaceae. The record is from RefSeq and is a predicted model, not a curated record. The coding region runs from base 67 to 351 and encodes 94 amino acids. The transcript has a single exon.